AUGAAGACUUCAUUUACUGUUUUGUUCCUUGUUGUUAUACUCUUUAGCUCCUCUUUCAUUGAAAAUGCAGCAAUGGCUACUUCAAGUUAUUGUGACCAAAAGUGCAGUGCAAGAUGUUGGAAGGCAGGACUAAAGAAACGUUGUUUGAAGUAUUGUGGAAUAUGUUGUGUUGCAUGCAAUUGUGUUCCUUCUGGCACAUAUGGAAACAAGUCUGAAUGUCCUUGUUAUAGAGACAAGUUGAACUCUAAGGGAAAACCUAAAUGUCCUUAA
Molecule: messenger RNA, 270 nt
Organism: Solanum verrucosum
Lineage: Eukaryota; Viridiplantae; Streptophyta; Magnoliopsida; Solanales; Solanaceae
Product: peamaclein-like
Exons: 2
Coding region: 1-270 (89 amino acids)
Source: RefSeq, a predicted model, not a curated record